AUGCCCAUCCUACACACGUCAACUGAAAGUUUCUCGCCUCAGUUGAACUUGGGCCCCGAACGAGUCAUCGGUGGACAGUGGACACCACAUUUAGCCCAGAGGACACACCCUCGACAUGGAAUGUCGUAUUCUUCAUGGAUGGCUCCUUUCCUGCCCACUUUGUUCACUGGGCCGACAAAUAACGAUACAAAUACGAAUGAAAAGCAACGACAGCGUAGCAGGCCGACCGCAUACCUAGAUGGAUUGCGAGGGUUUGCGGCUCUCCUGGUCUACUUGGGACAUCAUCAACUUUGGGCCCACGAAGGCGCAGGAGUGGGGAAGGCCUUCGAGCUAGCCUACGGUUACGACAACAAGUACUAUUUCGCAUGCCUUCCUGGUGUUCGAACGAUCUUCGCGGGGGGGGGCAUUUUGCGGUCAGCGUCUUCUUCGUGCUCUCUGGGUAAAAGUCUUUCCUCUGCGGUAUUCCGCCGAUGGUUUCGUCUCUAUAUACCUGUCAUUUGCACAACAUUUUGUUACAUGACGUUUUUGCAUUUGUUUAAAAUUCGCACUAUCCCAGAGCUUCAAGGAAGCUACCUUUCGGAGCUAUGGAAUUGGUACGCCGAAUUCAAGAAUUUCAGCUUCGCUCUGCGAACAGGCGGUGAGCCUUGGUUCACGUACAAUUUCCAUGCUUGGUCUAUACCCGUCGAAUAUCGAGGUUCUCUGGCUGUUUACACCGCCGCGAUCGCUUUUGCAAGGUUUCGCCGCAACGUCCGGCUAAUCGGCGAGGUCGCAUUGGUGGUAUACUUUUUGUACAUUGCGGAUGGGGCGCACUUUGCCAUGUUUAUUGCUGGCAUGCUUUUGAGAGAUCUCGAUCUCCUCGCCAUGCGCAAUAACUUGCCCGGCUUCUUUCGCAGACUGGAGCCCUUCAAGACAGCCAUUAUGACUUUACUCUUCUAUACCAGCCUCUACCUUGGCGGGGUCCCAUCGCAUACGGAUAACUUGCAACAACUACGUGACUCACCAGGGUGGUACCUCUUAUCGUUUCUGAAGCCACAGGCAGUGUUCGACUACAAGUGGUUCUACCUGUUCUGGGCCGCUGUCUUCCUUGUCUCGUGCACAUCUCACCUUCAGUGGCUCAAGACAUUUUUUGCAGCCCCGUUCAACCAGUACUUGGGCCGUAUUUCAUUUGCCUUCUAUUUAGCCCACGGACCGGUUCUGUGGAUUUUGGGAGACAGGCUCUACGCUGCAGUGGGGUUGGUGCGCGAUUCACAUGCUCAAAAUUGUCCCUGGUGGAUUAAUCGUUUGCCCCUGCCUACCUUUGGUCCUUUUGGGCUCGAGGUCAACUUUCUCGUCCCACAGCUGGUUUUGUUGCCAUUGACCCUCUGGCUUGCAGAGGUCUCGACUAGACUAGUUGACGAGCCCACUGUGAGGCUCUCUCAGCGGAUGUAUUUAGAGGCGCUUGUCGAUAAAAUAUGA
Penicillium manginii is the source of this 1455-nucleotide messenger RNA. RefSeq names its product acyltransferase family protein. Bases 1 to 1455 code for a protein of 484 amino acids. Lineage: Eukaryota; Fungi; Ascomycota; Eurotiomycetes; Eurotiales; Aspergillaceae. The record is from RefSeq and is a predicted model, not a curated record. Gene Ontology annotation, molecular function: acyltransferase activity, transferring groups other than amino-acyl groups. The transcript is spliced from 2 exons. Gene Ontology annotation, biological process: polysaccharide biosynthetic process. Gene Ontology annotation, cellular component: membrane.